This is a messenger RNA of Mytilinidion resinicola, 2115 nucleotides long. RefSeq names its product PRP3-domain-containing protein. Bases 21 to 1781 code for a protein of 586 amino acids. Gene Ontology annotation, biological process: mRNA splicing, via spliceosome. The transcript has a single exon. NCBI's taxonomy places the organism in Eukaryota, Fungi, Ascomycota, Dothideomycetes, Mytilinidiales, Mytilinidiaceae. Gene Ontology annotation, cellular component: U4/U6 x U5 tri-snRNP complex. The record is from RefSeq and is a predicted model, not a curated record.
CCAGCGUCACGGUCGCCAACAUGCCGGAAAAGCGACCAUACCCCGAUGAUAAUGGCGCUCGUAAUGACAGCAAGCGGCCAAGGUCAAACAACGCGUCUCCCGCGCCUGCGACAUCCGAGAAGAUGCGAGCAGCCUUAGCCGCCAAAGCGAAGGUUGAUGCACAACUGGCAGCAAAGAGGGAAGCUGGAGUCGCUGAUGCUAGAGCACGAGCUGCUGCGAUUGCAGCUAAAUUCGGGCGACCAGCACCAGGACAGCCUCUUCCAGCUGCUACUCCAUCUCCCUCGACAAAUGGACACUCUACUGCGCCAGCCGGCCAGUCUUCAGCGGAAGACAAGAAUGCUGCUUUGAGAGCCCAGUUAGCACAAGUUCUCGCAAGAAAGCCAGAAUCAACCGCAACACCUCCUCAACGCCCUCCACCACCACCAGCACACGCACGCCCACAACACUCACCUCCCGAAGUCGAGGAUGUCUCUCAGCGCGCAAGGGGUGGGUUAAAUGUUGGACUGCAUCCUAGUCUCAUGGGGGAGAUGAAGCAGGACUCGAAGGCGAGGGGCAAACCCAUGGCGCCCAAGUUCGCAACCACCAUGGCGAACAGACGGGGUGAAUCACCCGCUGCGGAUGAAGAGAAGGAGGAAAAAAAUCCAUAUCUCGACUCUAGCGAAAAAGCAGGCCCUGACCGGACCAGACUCCCCCGCAAGAUUGUUAUGAACCAAAAGGGCAAAUACAUCGAACAGGCCGCAAGACUUCGAAGGCAAGAGGAGAUGGAGGCGCUCAAGCGGAGGAUAGCAGCGGAGACACGGAAGAAGCAGCUGGAGGAGAGUAACGAGAAGGGUUUCUUAAUUCCUGAACCGCCGGCUUGUGAGUGGUGGGACGAGAUCCUCUUGGACGCUACGGAUUAUGCUGUCCUGAAUGAUCCGGCGAAACUCAAAUUCAACAACGACGACUCAAUCGUCACUGUCUACGUCCAACACCCUGUCGAAAUUCGUCCACCUCAGGAGAAGCUAGUCAUUCCUGUCAAACCCAUGUACCUCACGAAGACGGAAACUAAGAAAGUGCGUCGUCAACGCCGUGCAGCUGAAAAUAAAGAAAAGCAAGCGAAGAUUCGUCUGGGUCUGGAACCUCCUCCACCUCCGAAGGUCAAGCGUGGAAACAUGAUGCGUGUUUUGGGCGAACAGGCUAUUGCAGAUCCGACGGCUAUCGAGGCUCUCGUAGAAAAGCAGAUCCGGGAGCGACAGGAGGCACACGAGGAGGCCAACGAGGCGCGGAGACUGUCCAAGGAUCAACGUCAUGAAAAGCUGUCUGCCCAACAAGCGGCAGAUGCGGCCAAGGGAAUGCAUCUGUGUGUUUACAAGAUCAAUAACCUAUCCUAUGGAAAACACCGCUUCCAAGUUGACAAGAACGCCAAGGACAACGCUCUCACCGGUAUCACGAUUCUCAAUCCGAACUUUAGCCUCGUCAUCGUUGAAGGUGGUUCGAAGUCUUGCGACUUGUAUAAGAAGCUCAUGCUGCAUCGGAUCAAAUGGACCGAGAACGCUAUGCCAAAUAGUGUGCGGGAGGGCAACAAGGAGGCCGAGGUUGCUUGGUUGAACUCGGUGGAUGAGCAAGGUCAGUUGAAGGACUUCUCGCAGAACAAAUGCACUCUAAUUUGGGAGGGCGAGGAGAAGCAGAGAGCUUUCAGAAAGUGGGGGUCGAGGGUGUGCGAGACAGAUGGAGAAGCAAAGGAGGUUCUGACAAGGGCCAAAAUGGACUCUUUCUGGGCUUUGGCUAAGAGUGUGGCUUGAGCCUGGGCUUCAUUCGGGGGCUCUUUGGGAAAGUCCGAGUGGGAGUCUUUAUCUUUUUACAGUCGUGUGUCUACUAAGAUUCUCUUCAAAGUGUAUUUUUCUUGGAGGCUUUUCAUCAUGAGCAUAGCUGGCGCUAGCAGGGUUUACUUCGCAGGAUGGACCAAGUUGCAUAUUCCCCAGGCGCAGGAGCCCAGCGUUCCUAAUUGCUGAAGGGCUGUAUCACGGCUACAAACUUGUAUAAAAUCCAAACAAAUAGGUUUAGGCUUUCACUCCCUUUGUAAUGCCACGCCGUGAGCAUGCAAAAACCCGGAUUUAAUUAGAGCAGGUAUCGCCU